AUGUUUUACCUCAACGGAGAGCUCAUCGCCCCAGCAAAGGUGGAUGCAGGACCGAUGGCGUGUAGCUACCGCGCUGAACCUAUCGCACUGCAAGUUGGCCUGCAGAAAUUGCUGGACAUCAUUCCCCGCCAAAGCACACGACCGUGCAGAGACUCCGUCUUCACGGACCCGCCGUCGCUCCUCAUAGCGCUCCAAACAGGCCCACUGACAGUAACAGACCUCAUGUUGCGAAAAAUAUGGAGCCCAAUAUUGGACCUACAACGCCACAAGGCACGCGUACGGCUACAGUUUAUACUUGGCCACUGUGGCGCUGCAAAGAAUGAGGCAUGCGAUAAGGAAGCCAAGACGGCCCCUGACCUACCGCAGCGCGGAGACACGUGGAUACCGGAUGUGGUGGCGCUGGCAAAACGUCACAUACGCAGCCAGCUGCCCAAACCAUCCACCCACCGCUCCAGCAUCACCGGUCAUUGGAACCCGACGCGCAAUGAUCCCAGCUUAACUCGGGAAGAAGAGGCGGCCC
Molecule: messenger RNA, 520 nt
Organism: Trypanosoma grayi
Lineage: Eukaryota; Euglenozoa; Kinetoplastea; Trypanosomatida; Trypanosomatidae
Exons: 1
Molecular function (GO): nucleic acid binding
Source: RefSeq, a predicted model, not a curated record